This is a messenger RNA of Sclerotinia trifoliorum, 2339 nucleotides long. Lineage: Eukaryota; Fungi; Ascomycota; Leotiomycetes; Helotiales; Sclerotiniaceae. The record is from the annotation of a GenBank genome assembly.
UUAGACAGGCGUUGCCAUAUGAAAUAACCCUGCUCAGCCUUGGAAGCCAGUCAUAGCGAACCUUGACGUCCAAGCUAGAAGUCUCACAAUUGCUUCUAGCUUGCCUCUUUAUCUUUCCUUGUAACUUGUUACUUCAUCAAAGAAAGAAGCCUGGCAGAAGUGCUAGUUUUUUUUGGAUACGUGCAUAAACUUCCCUUCUCUACGUCUAUGAUAUUUGACCUUCUUACCAAUUACCUCACGCUUGAUCUUGUAUAUUAUAUAUCUUAAUUUAUUUUUGGACCGUCGCCAUCGCGCACUUGAGCUCAGUGGAUGCGCUCGACAUUUCUUUCAAGGCUAGGAUGAUAUACGAACAUCGAUACGUGGAUGAAUAAGACGGAAGAUCAAUUUUGAGCAGGAUAUUGCAUAGUCAAAACGAACGCGAAGAAAGCCCGAAAAUACAAAAUGCAUUCUUUGGUGGUGGAAUCUGUGAUUUGGUAUUCGUUUGUGGUAAUAAUUGUGGUCCUCAGAUAGUAUGUAUUAUCACAAAUUCGCAAUAGAAUGGAUUGUAUUGCAAUGUGAAGUUGAUACCAUCUCACGCGCGAGAAGGGUGGCGUUCCAUGAGAAUAAGACUAACAGCAAUUCCUACCAGCAUUUCAAGAUGGGUACAACUCGGGUCGAUCAAGAAUUAUCAGCUCCAAGAUUAUCUCAUGUUCGCUGUGUUUGUAUGUGAUGUCUAUUUCAAAUUAGCAUUCUCCUUUACCACGCACAUAACCGUUGGGCCUUGGUUUCAGCUUCCCUUAUCACCCACAUUUUCGGAAUCUGACAUAAACCAUAGCUCUUCUAUACCGCGCUGGUUGUAUCUACGAAUGUAGUGUACGAUUACGACACAAAUCUCAUACUGCCAUCUGAUAUUCCAACGGUGCGUUAUAAUCGGCCAAUUUUCCAAGCGGAUAACUGAUAGAAGUUCAAUAGCUUACUCCCGACUCUAUUGCGUCGCGUAUAAAAGGAAGCAAACUCGUGCUUGUGGUGGAACAGUCGAUGAUCAUGACCAUCUGGGGCGGCAAAGCUUGUUUGUUGUGCAUGUAUUUGAAGAUGAUGUAGGCGGCCCUUUGCAUUGUGCAAUAACAAUAUUGACCUGAGAAACAGGGAAGGUAUCAAACCUCACAAUCUAAUUGUGAAAUUAGUAGCCGUGUACGUGGGUACAAGCUUGGUGGUCAUGGAAAUUCUCUAUUUUGGGGUAUGGUGUCGGCCAUUCUCAAACUAUUGGGCAGUUCCUACUCCAAAUGGUUUGUUCAAAGAAUUUGUCCUUGGAAGAUAAUAGACUGACGAAAAUGACAGACCAAUGCUCAGCAGCAACUCAUCACCUAAUAGUCAAUGCGACGUUUAACAUCAGUUCAGAUCUCAUGAUGUUGUUUAUACCUAUGCCGCUAGUUCUCAAAGCACAACUCCCCACAUUGAAGUUCGUUAUUUGACCUGCCAGGUCUUUCCUGCAAUCGUUUGAGCAAUGUACUAAUUGUAAAACAGGAAAGUUCUUCUGAUAAGCGUUUUCUCCCUAGGCAUAUUCGCUAUCAGUUCCGCCGCAGCUAAUAAAUAUUAUUCCUUCGCAAAUCCCUUUGGAAUAAUGUGGACAUAUGUAAGUGAAGCUUAGCUUUUGGUCAGUUCUUGUAUAAUACUAACAUCAGUGAAUGAAGUGGUAUAUAAGAGAAGCAUCAACUGUGAUGAUCAUAACCAACAUUCCGAUGUGCUGGCCAUUAGCAAGAAAAUUAUUCGGUUUCAGAUCGUGGUCGGGAUCCAUGGAACGUACGAAAUCGAAAAACAAGAUGGCACCGAAAAAAUACUUAAGCACUAUUCUGACUGGCUCAAAAUUUGGAAACAAAAAGGACAAUUCAACGUAUAGAAGUGAAAGUAGAGAGGGGAUAUUUGAUGGAAAUGCAGGUGUCUUCGGAAGACCAAUAGGGUAAGUCCUUUCAAGUUCUACUCUCAGAUUAGAUGCCCACAGCCUCUAGUCUGAGAUGUAUUUGAAGAUAGACAACUGACUGUUAAUGAUAGGCUAGAAAUAUGGGAAAGCAGAGAAGUGAGUGUACGCAAUGAGGAAAAAAAUUCCAAACAAGAGCGUAUCAAUAAUACGACAACUGUCACCGUAUCAAGAUCGAUGGACAGUUUGAGUGAGCACUCGAAGAGCAAUAUGGGAUCAGAGAGUCGAGAAUACAUAGCCCAUGCAGUAUAACUGCAAUUGCUGUAUCAUGUUGUGCUAAUAAGAUAAAAUAAGAAUUUCGACGAACAUGGUUCUGAUAGAUGUAAAAUCAUAUAUUUCCGUCUCGUUCGCAUGCAUUACUUGAAACUUGUGUUGUGUGGUGGUG